AUGUAUAUAUUUCUUAUACAUGCAGUUGUGACCACGCCUAGAACAGUGUUCAAAGAAGACUCCACUCACAACCCAAGUCCUGCUUCAGAGAAAUGUCACAGCUCAGACACAGACAGUGCUAAAAGCCCCGAAUCCCUUUCUGAAGACGAUGCAGCAUCAAGGCCACGUACUAAAUUCACCAAAGAGCAGCUGCAGGAGUUGGAGAAGAGCUUUAAGGAACAAAGAUACAUAGGAUCCAAUGAGAAGAAGAGACUUUCCAGAGUACUGAAGUUAUCAGAGACCCAGAUUAAAACAUGGUUUCAAAACCGGAGGAUGAAGUUCAAGCGUCAAAGUCAAGAUGCACGAGUAGAAGCUUUCUUUUCUGGAUUCUACAUGCCAUACUAUGGCUACAAAGACUUCCAGACCCCAGCCUACCCUGUACGCCCUGGACUGGCCAUGCCCCUUGCCCCUCCAGCACCCAUUCACUCCUUUGCACCUCUUUCUGCUACAAUUAUUAGGCCAGGAAAUCCUCCAUCAUCCAUGACACCUGCUAACCUUGGCUCUUACCCACGUCCUUCAGUACUUGUGCAUCCAUCACUUAGUGAGUCGGUGGGGCUAAGAUUCUCUCCAUAUUAA
Staurois parvus is the source of this 615-nucleotide messenger RNA. NCBI's taxonomy places the organism in Eukaryota, Metazoa, Chordata, Amphibia, Anura, Ranidae. The record is from the annotation of a GenBank genome assembly.